This is a messenger RNA of Symbiodinium natans, 1821 nucleotides long. The record is from the annotation of a GenBank genome assembly. NCBI's taxonomy places the organism in Eukaryota, Dinophyceae, Suessiales, Symbiodiniaceae.
AUGAAGCCAGUGGAGAUUGGCAGAGCCGACAAUGCCAAAGAUCUGGCACGAAACAUAGGAUGCGAGUCGGACAGGAAUUCAGGGGUCCUGAAGGGCUUUGUCAAAAACGAUGACAAUGCACAGUUGCUUUCAUGGGCGACAGAUCUGUGCGCGUUAGGCGAGCCCGUAAAGGAUCAGCUUUGCUACUACGAAGGCCACCAAGCCAACCCUGACGAAUCCUUCCCUCAGCAGCUACAACGGCAGCUGGCAGAAGACUUCAAGGAAUGUGGGCGGGCACUUGUGGAUGAGGGAGUGCUGAAGGAGAACACGGAGAUUGGCAAAGGAAGUCCGACUGCCGUGGCAGCGUUGUUCCAGAUGCUGCUGCAGCUCAUGGAGCUGCACGAAGCGUGUACUGAGGCAAAACAGGACUUGCGCUGGAAGAUCAAGCUUGAAAUCAAUCAAGAUGGCGCAUGUACCAAAUACCACGAUGAUCUAGUGGAGGUGCGCUUUGCCAUGACUCUGGCCGGAGAUGGGACGGUGCUUGCAGACAAUGCAGGAGUAGACUGGAAGUACUACGAGGAAUGUAAAGGCAUCAUCCCAGCACUUGCGGAGAAUCCGGAUGCCAGCGCAGAAGUCGCCCAAAGUAUCAUAGAGAACUGGAACCAAAGGGUGUGCAAGGGAUGCAUGGAAACACAUGCAGGUGAUGUCGCAAUCAUGAAGGGUGGCAGGCUCUCGAAAUUUCCGUGCUUGCACCGAGCCCCGUAUUCUGCUGGUGAAGGUAAGAACCCAUGUCGGUUUCUCAUCACCUUGGAUCAUAUCCCCCGAGAUGACCUGGAAGAGUUUGUGAAUAUGGACUUUGGCGAGGAUGAAGAUGCAGAAAUGGGGCAGCCUCAGCCUGAUGGACUUUUGCCUGUCACAGUCCUUAGCGGCUUUUUGGGCGCCGGGAAAACCACACUUCUGCAGCACGUGCUUCAGAACCAGGACGGGCUUCGGGUGGCGGUUAUCGUCAACGACAUGGCGUCGGUGAACAUCGACGGCUUGCUGGUGAAAGACUCCAAAGUGCUGACUGGCAAGGACAAGAUGGUUGAGAUGCAAAACGGCUGCAUCUGUUGCACCUUGCGAGAAGAUCUCAUUGAAAACGUCACCCAGCUGGCCAAAGAGAAGCGUUUUGACUACCUUCUCAUUGAGAGCACGGGCAUUUCCGAGCCUAUGCCGGUAGCAACGACGUUUGUUCAUGAGCACGGAGGCAAGCACUUGCUGGGCAGCGUUGCCCGUUUAGACACACUUGUGACCAUGGUUGAUGCUGUCAACUUCUUCAAGGACUACAACCGUCCUGGAAGUGCUGGAAAAAAGCUCCGUGACCGACCAGAGUUGGGCGCGGAACCAACAGAUGAGCGAACCAUCUCCUGCCUGCUGACAGAUCAAAUUGAGUGCGCCAACCUCAUUGUGCUUAACAAGAUGGAUCUUAUCAAGGAGUCGGAGGCCGUAGCCCUGGAGGGUUUCAUGAAGAAGCUGAACCCCAAGGCGAAAAUUGUGAAAGCCACCUUCGGGAAGAUCGACCUCAAACUCUUGCUGAACACCAAGACCUUCAACAUGGAAGAAGCCGUGCAGAUGCCCGGUUGGUAUCAAGAGUUGCAAGGGAACCAUGUGCCUGAGACUAUGGAAUACGGCAUCUCCAGCUUCGUCUUUCGUUCGCAAAGACCUUUCCACCCCACACGGCUCAACAAGCUCCUGCGGAACGGUCUUGAAGGCGUGCUUCGUUCCAAAGGUGUCAUUUGGGUCGCCGGCGUCCACGCUCAUUGCUUGGUUUGGCACCAGGCAGGUGAGACUCUGAACCUCGAA